AGCCAUGGGAAGGCCGGUGCUCGUAGUUCCUCUGCUCUUGUUUGCUGUGAUGCUGAUGGGCACCAGGGCCAAAAAUUGUGUGUGCAAUGGAAGAUCCAGGUGCCGUUGUGAAGGAGUGAAAGGCAACAGGGGAGACAAAGGUUAUGCAGGAAUCCAAGGUCCCCCAGGACUAGAGGGUCGUCCAGGACCAGGUGGCCAUGUUGGGCCAAAAGGGCCAAAGGGAAACACCGGGCCUGCUGGACCUAUGGGAUCAAAAGGAGAUCCGGGACCUGAAGGUAAAGAAGGAUUUGCUGGGUCUCACGGUUUACCGGGUAUCCCAGGUUUACAAGGACUUCCAGGCCCUCCAGGUGCCCCAGGAUGCAAUGGAACUGAUGGUGAGGAUGGACCUCCUGGUAUUCCUGGUACUGAUGGCUUUUAUGGACAUUCAGGUCCACCGGGUCUGCCUGGACCUAAGGGUGAAUCUCGGGUGUCAGAAAAUUUAGUAGGGCACCCUGGGCCACCAGGGUGGGAUGGAGAACUGGGAGCCCGAGGUCCCCCUGGGGAGACUGGACCACCUGGGGACCAUGGACCAAGAGGCUCUAUUGGUCAUCCUGGCAAUCUAGGGGCUAAGGGACCUAAGGGUCAAGGAGGCGUAGGUGGUAUCCCAGGACUACGUGGACCAAAGGGGAGACCAGGACCACAAGGAGUGCCGGGGCCACCGGGUCGAAUAAAAGAGUAUUUCACUGAGAUAGAGCCACUGAUUGAGGGUCUAAAAGGAAAUAAAGGAGAUGGUGGAGAAAAAGGCUGCAAGGGCGAACCAGGAGGAAAUGGUUACAGUAUUCACAUCAAGGGGUCUAAGGGAGACAGAGGAGCGCAAGGCCCAGAAGGAAAGCCAGGGAAGGACGGUGAUCCUGGACAGCUUGGAUAUAAGGGAAAUACUGGCCACAGUGGCGAUCCAGGUUUUCCAGGGACACCAGGAUGGACAGGUGAAAAAGGAAAUAUAGGUCCACCUGGUCCGCCUGGAGAGAUAAUUAGCCAUGUGACUGAGCCACCGAAAGGAUACCGUGGAGAUCCUGGUCUCCCUGGUCCACCUGGACUUCCCGGGAGUAGAGGUUUUGUGGGCUUUCCUGGGCCAGAUGGCCUUCCAGGCCGUGCAUCUGGGAUUGGUAUACCAGGUCCACACGGUCCCAGUGGCUUUCCAGGCCCCAAGGGAGAACCUGGGGAGCCUGGGCAUAUGUAUACUGGACUCCCAGGUCUAGAUGGGGACCCUGGUGAUCAAGGGCCUCCAGGAGAUCAGGGCCCACCUGGACCACCAGAAGACCGAAACAACAGGAUAACCAAAGGUCUUCCUGGUAUAAAAGGAAUGAAGGGUAUACCUGGACCCAUCGGGUAUGAUGGGACAUUUGGAAUGAAAGGACUGAAGGGGGAGCCUUGUUAUGAGUGUAUAGGACCAGGACUCCCCGGAUCACCAGGUCCUCCUGGUCCACCUGGCAUUCCUGGCUACAAUCAAGGACCAGGUGCCAAAGGUGAUCCAGGAUUCCCAGGACCUAGUGGUUUACCUGGAAGACCAGGUCCUAUUGGUGAAACUGGACUCCCAGGUGCCCCGGGACGAAAAGGAGAUGCUCAUUCAUAUAACACCCCAGGGAUAAAGGGAGAGAGAGGGGACCCAGGACAACCUGGCCAGCCUGGUGCAAAUGGUUUACCUGGGUUGCAUGGUUUACCAGGUCGCAAAGGUAACCAAGGCCCUCCAGGGGAUUUGUAUCCUUUUCCGGGAGACCGCGGAUUAACAGGUGCACCAGGGCUCUCAGGUAGAUCAGGGCCAGUUGGCCUCCCUGGGCCAGUAGGAUAUGGGCCUCCUGGACUAUCAGGCAGUAAGGGAGAUGUUGGUGUUCCUGGUUUGCCAGGACAGCCUGGAAUUCCAGGCCAGAAAGGGGAACCUAGCCACUUUCAUGCUAAAGGCCCCCCAGGACCACAAGGAUUUAAAGGUCUGCCAGGAUCACCUGGAAACCCAGGUUAUCCAGGAGUUCCAGGCUCCCCAGGAGCACCAGGAGCACUAGGACAGAAAGGCGAAAGAGGACAUCUGUCAUUUCCUGGAAAGCAGGGGACCCAAGGAGGAAAAGGUGAAAAAGGAAAGCCAGGUCUCCCAGGUUAUCCAGGUAGAGGUUUGCCUGGCCAGCCUGGGCCUCAAGGCCCUCCCGGUGCUCCAGGACUGAAGGGUAAUAGUGGCCCUGGAAAAACUGGACCCCCGGGCUUCCCAGGGCCUAUGGGUGAACCUGGAGCUCAGGGGACUAUAGGUGAUCCAGGGACUCCUGGUCUACCUGGGAAAACAGGGCCAACUGGCAACCCUGGUUUCCCAGGAGAAAAAGGAAGUAAAGGUUCUGUAGGGCCCCCAGGACUACCUGGUAGCAAGGGUUCAUGUACAGAUUUACCUGGACCUGCAGGACCAGCAGGACCAGAUGGUUUGCCAGGAGUUCCAGGGAGUAAUGGAUUUCCUGGUGAGAAGGGAGGUCAAGGAUUUCCAGGGUCAGGCCAUUCUGGUCCCCAUGGAGAGCCUGGUUUCCCUGGGCCAUCAGUGCCAGGUUCAUAUGGGCUUCCUGGACAAAAAGGAAUUAAGGGACAAAAUGGCCUGCCUGGUCAGCAAGGACUGAGGGGAGAUCCUGGACCAGACGGAUUACCAGGAUAUGGACCAGAUGGAUUGCCUGGACCUAUAGGGCCACCAGGCCUAAUAGGUUCCCCUGGGCCAGCCGGAGCCAAAGGUUCCCGGGGUCCUACAGGCAUAAAUGGAGAACCAGGUUUCAGAGGUCCUAAAGGCCCUCCAUCACCACCACCACACACAGACCUUAUUGGGCCCCAAGGAGACCCUGGCACUCCAGGCGAUCCUGGUAAAAGUGGUCCCUCUGGAGAUCCUGGAAUUACUGGCGCAAAAGGACUAAGAGGGAGAGAAGGCGCAGUAGGUGUUCCUGGACUAAGAGGUCCUCCAGGUGAUCCAGGUAUUGAUGGACCAGUGUUCUCAAAAGGAACUCAAGGACCUGCUGGAGACCCAGGAGACCCAGGAGUCAGAGGGCCUAAUGGCCUUAAAGGUUUUAAAGGAGAUCAAGGAAUUGUGGGAGCUACAGGUCCAUCUGGUGCACCCGGUCCAAAUGGAUACAAGGGAAUUGAGGGAGAACCAUGCGACUGCGAACAUGGACUACCUGGACCAGUAGGACAAAAGGGUGAACCAGGAUUAGCCAACACUUAUGAAAUGAAGGGUCAGAAAGGAGAGCCUGGUAUCAGUGGAACAGUAGGAGUACCAGGAAGCCGUGGAGUCAAAGGAAACCCAGGACCUGUUGGAGAAAUUGGUCCACCCGGCUAUCAAGGGCCUAAAGGAUCAGAUGGACCACCAGGACAAAAAGGACAACCAGGACCUAAUGGACCAUUAGGUUACCCAGGUCCACCCGGUGCCCGUGGUUAUCCAGGUCCUAAAGGCAACCAGGGCCGGGAUGGGAUCCCUGGACCACCAGGACAGAAAGGGGAUAUCAUAACAGAAGUGACUCCGGGGCGACGUGGUGACACAGGCCAACCAGGGCCACCUGGGAACCCUGGACCUCCUGGCUUGUCUGUCACAGCAAGUCCUGGUCCAAGUGGAGACAGAGGACAGCCAGGUCCACAUGGGGCUAAUGGUCCAAGAGGACCACCCGGACGAGAAGGGGCAUGCGUACCUGGUCUAAAAGGAAAUCGUGGCCCUCCUGGGAGUCCUGGCAGACCAGGCUGGCCGGGUUCACCUGGCCCUCCAGGCCUCAGUUUACCUGGGUUUAAAGGAGACAGAGGGAACAUGGGUCUUACAGGAAGCCCAGGUUAUAUUGGACCACCAGGAGAUCCAGGACCUCAAGGACCACAAGGUGCAAAAGGCGGACCUGGCAGCCCAGGGCCAAAAGGUUAUUCUGGUCCUCCUGGAAUCCAAGGGCGUCCAGGUGGCAGUGGAGACCCUGGAUACACACCAGGCCCGUCUGGUCCACCUGGACCCAAAGGUUUCCCUGGACGACCUGGCCGUAAGGGUGAACCAGUACUCAUCGCAGCAAUACAUGAGCGAGGACCUCCUGGUUUACCUGGUCCCCCUGGUAAUCAAGGAUCCCCAGGGAGCACUGGAUCAUCGGGACCAACAGGCUUUCCAGGCAAGCCAGGCUUAAAAGGAGUGCGAGGUUCCAGCCCAAUUGGCCUUCCUGGUUUUCCUGGCGUUAAAGGAGAGAAAGGAAGAGCAGGACUUCCAGGUCCAGAUGGUAGAUCUGGGGACCCAGGCCACAAGGGUCUUCCAGGGUUGCCCGGUACAGCUCUUCCAUGUGAUGUUGACACUUUCAUGAUAGCCAGACACAGUCAGAGCAUCCAUGUCCCCGACUGUCCUCGUGGCUCUACUUUCAUUUACUCUGGUUACUCCCUUCUCUUCAUCAACGGAAAUAAACGGACUCACGGUCAGGACCUUGGCACAAUGGGAAGCUGUCUCCCCCGUUUCUCCACCAUGCCCUUCCUGUUCUGUGACACAGAGAGUAACUGUCGCUAUGCUUCUCGUAAUGACUAUUCAUACUGGUUGUCGACUGACACUCCUAUGCCUGCCAACAUGGUUUCCAUCACAGGGGAUAAGCUGGCCUCCUACAUUAGCAGGUGCACGGUGUGUGAAACCACUUCCAAUGUCAUAGCUAUCCAUAGCCAGACAGCUCGGAUACCCCAGUGUCCCCAAGGAUGGGAGUCCCUGUGGACUGGCUACUCUUUUGUCAUGCAAACAGGUGCUGGUGCAGGUGGCUCCUCUCAGCCUUUGGCUUCUCCUGGCUCAUGUCUGGAAAUGUUCCGCCAAGUGCCCUUUGUUGAGUGUCAUGGCAGGGGAACAUGUAACUACUAUCCUGACUCCUAUAGCUACUGGCUGGCCUCCCUUGACCCCAACAACAUGUUCAGUAAACCUGUUCCUCAGACAGUGAAGGGACCUUUUCUACCAAACGUCAUCAGCCGCUGUCGGGUCUGUAGAAAACCUUUCCAUUCGCCUGGUUCAGGUGGCGGACGUGGGGACAGUUUUUAACACCGAGUAUUUCCUUUUUCAGAGUUGUUUAAAUUAUUGAGCCAGUCUUUUUAGUGUAACGUGUGCAUAUCUGCCGGGGAUCUGUAUAUUGUUAUAUGUCAAAAUGAAAAAAGAAACACCAAUCUGCCACAUUGUCAGUCAUCUAUGAUGGCAGUUAUAUGUGCUCUGAAACGGUAUUAAACUUAAUUAAACAUUUAGUGAUCCAUUAUAUUUUAUGGAUCCUAUAUUGUACCACCAGAUUGUAAAUAAAUUAUUCAGGAGACAUAAUAACUAUAGUAACAGCUUUUUUAUUUUUAUUUCUAGAGUAUUUUUGGAAAAAGAGCAAACACCAAAUGUCCUGUUUUGUGCAUGUGACAGCGUUACUACUGAGAAAUAAUCAAGGAGCAGUAAAUGACGGCAUUAGGUCAGACAAUCAGGAAGGAUGUUGUAAAUGUGACUUGCUCUUGCUUUGAAAAUUGUAAAAUUUUAUUUUCACAUGCAAACACUGAGUCAUCAGUGUCCUCACUCUAA
Messenger RNA from Solea solea (common sole), 5533 nucleotides. RefSeq names its product collagen alpha-5(IV) chain-like. The record is from RefSeq and is a predicted model, not a curated record. Lineage: Eukaryota; Metazoa; Chordata; Actinopteri; Pleuronectiformes; Soleidae. The coding region runs from base 5 to 5023 and encodes 1672 amino acids. The transcript has 52 exons. Gene Ontology annotation, cellular component: basement membrane; collagen trimer. Gene Ontology annotation, molecular function: extracellular matrix structural constituent.